AUGCAAUCUUCUUCGAGAAUCGUGGUAACUUCGGAUGGACGAAAACAGCUACUGUCAUACAACAAGACUCAAAGGAAGAUUGUUCGCGAGAACGUGCGCACGGAAGAAGAGUACCUUGAGGUAGGCUGUUUUUAGAUCUUCCCCUUAAGGCGAUAUCGCCUUAUGUACAUAUGUCUGUACGUACAGUAUGAUGUCAUACUGUACGUACAGACAUACAUAUCUCGAUAAAUCAUUAUUCACGUAUAUCCACUCGCUAUCUAUUGCUACAAGGGUUUACGCUUGAUAAAUUUCGCUCUAUCAUGCAAAACUCCCUUAUUAAAUUAACUUUGCUCUUUUUGUAAAACAUCCUUGGUCUUUUAGCCGAAGGUUUUGCUUUUUGACUAACUUUCGUGAGUCCGAAGAUCCCAUUCAUCAUUUAAUGUAGACAGCGUUUAUCAAAGAUCUAAUAUUCUGAAGUACUUCGCUGCCUUACUGUCAAGACCUGAGCGAUUAUAUGAGUAAGUGCGUUGAACAAAAUUGAUGCGACGGAAUUGUCAGCGUCCAGUCUUCGGGAAAUGUUAGCACCCUUUUUGGUCUUCACCUAUCGGCAAUCGAAAUUUCCAAGGGAUGCGGAAUAAUUAAGAAUGUACAGCAGCGAAAAUGCCCAAAGCAAGCGGUUUUCCUUUUUCAUAUGCAACGAAGACGCCGAUACAUUGCACUCUAUGUUCAAUAAGCCAACGCCAGGCCACACGAAUUACCCAUCUGUGUCUCUGGGCAGUCCCUACUUCCUACUUAAACGGCCUGUAUGUGAGCGCUGGGAGGAGUUCGCUCAAAGGCCGAGGCCGCCGCAGUGUACUGCUCUGUGCAAUUCGUGAGCUCGUUAGAAGCUUGGAGGACUUUCCGGGUGGAUUUUGGUAUUAUACGUACAUAAUCGUUUUGGAAAAACGGUAUCCAACAUCGUCUUCUAACAUGUUCGACAUGUUUGACUGCCUUAAGGCACUUCCUACGUUGUUCGCGUCUUGUCGUCUCUGCUGUGGCUGGGAAGUUAAAGCCUCUUCAGCCGUUCCUCUCGGCUUGGUUUUCUAGCUCAGAGUCUGUUCCAGCACACCAUGCUAUGCAUUGCCUAUGGCGUCUGCGUGAGUAAGCAUUGCUUAAGAUAUAGCCGAACAGACGUAAUAAACAGUAGACGAGGGCUGUGCUCCGUGAUAUAACGAAAGCGUCUGUAACGAAAAGUUGCUUUCUUGCUCUGGUGGCAGCCAGUAUGCGUUAGGAUUGUGUUUGGUUAGCAAAAUUAUAAGGCCGUAAAUUGUAGUUAAGUAACUUUGCAGACUGUCUACGUCAGUCAACAUUCCUUGCAAAUGCACUUUUAAGUCAACCUCCGAUUCGCCUUCAGGGAACUGGGAUUUCUAUGCAUUCUCUAUAAGAUCUUAUUAGUUGAUUCACCCAAGCAUUCGAGCUAGGCCUUCUUCGAUGGGGGCUUUGGUCUCUUGACCGACUUGGUAUUUUUGUGUCAUCUGCAAACUUCAAGCAACUGCUGAAUACUGUCGUUGGCAGUUCCUUGAUGUAAAUGCAAAGCAUACGAUCGUCUUAACACACCUCAAGGAAAACCGUCACUUUACCCUCUUGGCGUCCCGACUGCGUGCGCAGAAGAUCCUCUUUUCCAGCCAAAUUAUGUCUAUAAGAUUUCUAUAAGGGGUUAAUGGCUAACUGUGUCGUGGCCCUUCCUGAAGUCUGAAAUUGUAUUUCUAACCUCUACCGUCUGGCCUAGUUUCUAGAAUUCUGUUGGGGUUGGGGGGUUCAUGAUAAAUGAUCAUCUUUUAAGGAACCCGUCCUUCAUAAUCCUUACGGCUUUGUUCCCGUUCAGAAAGUGUUCGUUGUAUUUGCGAGGCCAAUUAGACCGCGGGUUUCAGCCAGACGCAGAGAUCCGCCAUUUGGGAUAAUGGGAAAUCUAAGAUCGGAGUUAAAUGGCUUACAGAGGUUAUUAGGACUUUCUGGAUGAGUUAAAUUCAGAGAAUCCGAUCUCGGACAUUAUUGGAUUUCGUUUGCGAUAGAUGGCGCUGAAAUUCUUUUGACUCGAUUACUCUGUUUUCCAUUUUAAAAACUGUCCUUGAGGCAACACGAACCUACGCGUUUGGUUUCCUGUAUUUAAUGUCCGACCGAACUGCUGGCGAGCAUGGAGAUACCUCUGCUUUUCAUGACGACAUGUGUGCACUAAUUGUUUUCCUACAGAUAUUGACAGUCUUUUUAGUUUCUGCUUGAUAAGAUCCAGCGGUCCACCUCCUAUCCGGCCAUAUUUAUUUUUUGCGUCUUCUAAGACCGAUCUAAAAAGUUGGGCAUAAAUAUUAGUUCGUUUCACAGUAAACCGUUGGUUUAUCCUCUUACCCUAUGACAAGUUCCCUUAGACUUUACAGCACUUUUAUGAGUACCCGGCUAUCAUCUGUUUUACUGAAACUUUUUACUUAAAGCAUCUGGGUAAGAUUAUUCAACGGGACUUCUUCCCCGACUUGGACGCCGCUAAAGGAGGCAGUGUUCCCGCGUCCGAAACCCCUGAUGGCAGAACUCCGGCUCUAACUACGCCAUCAAAGACGGCCGGGUGUCCCCCAUCAAGAAAUCCGGAGUUGGAUCCAAUUGGUAUGAGUCUGGACAAAUACCUCGCCAACAAUACCACCGAAGACAAUGCCUCUUUCAUCGAAAUAAUUGAAGACGCGGACAGACGGCGUGGAGCUAAAUUGUCAGAAUUCUUUCCGCCGAUUGUACCCGAAGCCGUACGUUCUGCAUUCUGUGCCAAAAUUUGUCGAAACGUUCCAUUGUUGCCACCUUUUUUAGAAAAAGAUCAUCUGGCUUACUUCUGUGGUUGCUUUUAGGAUAAGCCGGAGGACAAAAUGCCUCCUCCAUGUGCAUGAUGAUUGAGUGUCUCUGAUCACAUAAUAUGGACUCUCGAUCGAUAUUUCUACUAUCGUAGGCCCUCAUCUACGCAUAGGAUCGGAUCAUCGGGAGUUCGCUUCUGUUAAAAUAUUAGUUGAUGUUUCAGUAAGGAAAGCUUUUCUACAGACAUAAGAGGCGUAAAGUCUGGUUGCGGUUUAUUGAUCUUUCAAGCGAAGCUAUAGAGCCUGCCAUCCGUGGACCUUCACAACGAUAGAUAUGAUGAUUCUUUCUGUGGGCAUUUGAUUACCAAUAGCAUUCCUGGUUGCAUAUCGUGCGGAAUAAAUUUCAACUAAAAAUGUGGGUACGCUACUGACCAGCCCAGUCCUAGAUUCUGACUGUCAAAAAUUAAAGUGGCAUUUUAGACAUAUCGCACCCGUGCUUCAUCCUUUGGCUGAUCGGUUUCCGUUUCGUUCGACGGCCAUUUCAGUGAUUCGGAGGAGAUUCGUAGGCCAGGCGGUUUUUAGAACGGUUUGUAUGUUUACUUGACUCCAUGUUUAAGUUUCCUAUGAGACAGACCGUUGUGUUUGCUUCCUAAUACCCCCAGUAUGAUUAACUUUUAUGCAUUUGCUACUUAGACGGACCAGGUUCCCACCCAAAUGAUCGGUUAUUGUGCCUCCAUUGCUCCAAUUGUAGCUCACCAAUGAAUCAGAGACCUUGGCCAUUACGGACGGUUCCUCAUCCUCCCAGCCCAAAUCAUCUGUCAAUACCGCUCCCAGGUCUCUUGAAAGUUUAACAAGUCACAAUACUGUCCACUUCCUCCCCGACGGUGCUCCACCAACUGCGGAGGAACUGGCUGAACAUUUCAACAGGGAACGAAAAAUAUGUCCGGCAAAUAGCAGAUUUAAGCGGCCUCUGGCACCACCACCGCAGGAUAAAAAGAAACUCUUUGGCGGCGCAGGCAGCAUAAAAAUGGUAAGUAUCGGUUGGACCGCAGAUCUCGCCUGAGUUGUGGAAAAUUAUACCGGGUUCUAGCCUACCGCAUUUUCCUGUAGGGCCGAAUCGGAAUCGAUGGGAAGGAGAGGCUGGCUGAUUCUCCUCUGGCCACACCGCAGGCCGGUGGCUACAAGUUCAUGGAUGCAUCACCUUCGCCCUACUCACUGGCAGCAGAUGGCACGCCCCUGAUCACCUGGGGUGAAGUGGAUUCGACUCCAUACCGUCUGGAUGAGGCAACUGGUCGCACGCCUGUCAUCUCCUCCGGCGUCUCCUCCUUCCGUAUUCCGUCGCCGUCAGCACGCGAAACAAUUGCCCAUCAACUGGCUGACAAGGCUGGUCGCCAGCGUGCUAGUGGCCGGAUAGAAGCAAUGAAAAUAGCCAAGUCUGGGCUUCUGAGGUUUGUCCCCCACCUAUCACUAUAUUUCCUUCAGUCCCCAAGGCAGGCCUAGGACCUAAACUUACUAGACCAGGCCGUGACACACAUUUUGGCUCAGACCUGCCACGGGAAACGCGAAGAAGGACUGGGGCUGCAUCCUGAGGCAAAAUUCCUCACGCUGGUCUAGCACUGACAUUUGCCUUCCCAAAUCCCACGAUUCUUAGAAUUAUCAUAGCGCACAAGAAAUCAUAACUUGGACAGCCACCACCGGAUGACCCGGUCACACUACAGUGACUUCUUAAGGUGGUCUCUAUGACAACUGCCCUUGAGGCGGCAUGAUAUUUAUACUAAACUGGUUCGUUUUGAUUGACGGACCAGUGUCUGUGUAACAUCCCUAUGCGGUCGUCUUACUCACUGAGCAUGGUUGUUGUGAGGAAAGUCCCCUUACUGUAAUCCGACUUACGCGCAAGCCACCACUGCGUUCGAGGCAAUUAUGAUCUUCGCUUUCGACUGCACUUCCCUUAAUUCUGACUUCCAGAACCGUAAGCCAAGUCAAUCUCGUCCUACUGGCUGUUCAGUCAAUCCUGCUCACAACGCCAAAAUUUUGGUCUUCACGAUCGAGUCGGUACAAGCUUCAAGCGUCGCCUACUAGAUCACUUACCGAUUCUUCAAUUUUUCUCUCCAGUUGACCCCAUCCACCAGGGCUUUUCUGUGCAUUUAGUCUACAAACAUCUCUGUAUGCCAUUUAAGUUUGCCAUCUUUAAGUCUGUUGUCAAUACAACUCAUAGCAACUGUCCCAGAUGCACUCCCAUACUCGAUUGCACCCAGAAUGUCCCUCUCUUACAGUGUAAAACGGCGGCCUAUUAAGAUGUAUUAGGGGGAUAUGAACACUCGAUAACCUGUAAAUCCGACCAAUAGAUAGAAACUAAAAUGACAGUUCGGCCGCCGCAAGCGACGACGUCCACGGGGGGGGGGGGGGGCGCAGGACUGGUCACUUGCACGUGCGUUGGUUUGUACGGAGGUAGACCCGCGCAACAUAUACCGCACUCUCCUCCCUCGCCCACGUUGCUCCGCUGUCACAACGGCGUCAAGACUGUCGGAGGUAAGCGGCGUGGAUACAGUGGCCCACAAAGUUAGACAGUCCGCCAACGCGUGCCACGCGCGACCUUCCCCCGUUACAUGUAUCAGGCUUCUGCAAGAACACAAAGGUCACACUAAGAAGGAGUCAUUGCAGUCCGACCCUCAGUCCUUCAAUCAUUUAAAACACCGCCGUGAUGGCCGACGGCUAGGCGGCCAGAGUAAGUGCCCUGAGCGCUACAACCACCAGGUCGAAUCUCAUGUUUGAAGGAGAAGACAGAAGGUGCCAGAAUGAGGGGUUUCUUGUGCACAAAACCCAGACUUGUCCUCUCAGGCGUCAGUGGCCACUGGCGAAGCCAGGGCUGGUGUUGACUGCGUCCAGUCAGGCCUGAGAGUCCUUGGGACAGUGGUGGCAACCACACUUUUGGGCUCGUGGGCCAAGCUCAAGUCGUCUCCAAUCGGUGUGUGUUGCAUUUGUCGAGGGAUGGUGUUCCAGUGGCUUAGGUUGUGGUUGCAGGGAGGAGGUGCGUUCAAGUGGCCUAAUGGGCAGCUGCAGACGCAGGUAUGCCCGAGCUGUCGGUCGUGUAACUUCAGGUCAGCGCGUCUGGAACGGCUCACUGCAAAAGGGUGAAUGACCUUGAGGCAGCGAGGUCUUGAACAAUGACGCCAGACCGGUCAUGAUGGCUGGCCGCUACAACUUGUCAGCCAGCAACCUUCCAGUUCGCAACUCGUAGGGCCUCGUGAUAGAUUUGAGCAUCCCAGGUUUGUUAGUGAGAAGUGUGUUGAUGUGCUAUGAUAGGCUCCAGGUGUCGACCUCCGGCAGGGUUUAAACAAAUGCACGGAUUGUCAAAGGCCUUAGACCACUAAAGGAGAUUUAUGUUCCUGAAUGUGGUUUUGUUGGUUGGAUGGGUGGACUUAAUGCCUUUCGUCAUGUUAUGAAAGUCUUACUAAAGUACUUUCUUCCGUAUCGAUGCUAGUGAAAAUAUAAUGCUUCAGACCCAAUUGUGAAAGACUCAGCCGCCACGACACCAAGGGCAGGGCUUGAUUACAGACUGCUCCACUCACCUGAGCUACGAAGCAUCGACCGGCAGCCGUGAGUCUAACCAUAUUUUGGUCAAGUUACCCGCCCAACUCACUGCAACAUAUGGAAUCCACCAACUUUGAUGUAGUUAACUGACUGCCUAAACAAAGUUUCCCAAGUAAUCAAUCUCAAAUCCGCCAGAUGGGGAGGGGUCAUUUGAAUAAUUCAUUUGAUCAAAUUGUGAAAACUUGACGGCAUCAUAAAAAGAGGUGUUCAUCGGAAGAUAGUUCUCCGGUGAAUGUCUCUUUCGUAACCCUAUUUUACAGCAUACAUUGGGACUCCUGUCCUUAUUUCAGUAGUUCCGGUGCGUACUCUAUCCGGAUAGAGGGAACGCUUAUUAAGCCUGCUUUUCGCUUGUCUUCCAGCCCGCACAUCUCCAAGACGACUCUCUCUCCAGCUGCACGCCGUCUCCUCACAAGCACCGGUCGACUGUCCUUUGGCGGCGGGGGCAUCAAUACUCGCCCCAACUCGGGUCUUCGUUCCUCUGAUUUGCUCAGUGGUACUACACCCCGAAGCACACCGCGUCGUUUGCCCUCGGACUUGGGCAUAGUGCCCCGGGCCAACAGCUCGCUUACUAAGCCGCCCAGAUUGGUUGACAAAGUGGAUGCUGCAACAGUGUCCACGCCGGGCAACGAGACGCCCUCUCGACCCGCCCCCGACGCCUCCAUCACAAAUGACCUUCUACGCCUGCCUACAUCUGCAAGUCGCGGUGGCGCUUGA
This is a messenger RNA of Spirometra erinaceieuropaei, 7091 nucleotides long. The record is from the annotation of a GenBank genome assembly. NCBI's taxonomy places the organism in Eukaryota, Metazoa, Platyhelminthes, Cestoda, Diphyllobothriidea, Diphyllobothriidae.